CGUCCCUUUAAAAGCCGGCUGCCUAAGCAGUGCUUCUCAUUGCUGCUCCGAGAUUCCGAGGAUUCCCAGAAAAGCCACGGAGAUUUCCUUUUGCCGUCAGUAUUUUCGUUGAUCGAAAAUUUUCUUGCCUCGGUGGAAUGUUCUAUUCGGACAUUCUGAGAGAAAGCCGACAGCAGCAGAUGGAUAUCCGAGAGGCCGCCUCUCUGCGCCAGCAGAGGCGGAUGAAACAAGCCAUUCAGUUCAUCCAUAAAGACUCGAUGGAUCUCCUGCCCCUCGACGGCCUCAAGAAACUGGGCACAUCCAAAGAAACCCAACCACACAACAUUUUACAGAGACGCUUGUUAGAAAGCAACUUGUCUAAACUUCGAGCAAACAACCGAGGGACAUGGCCUUCUAAUAAUUCAUUUCCGAUGCAGAGCAAUAGCUUCCAUCAGGUUAAACAGGAAUUUCACAGAACUCAGGAUGAUGAUCUGAUAUUUGUGUGUUGCAAGUGUGCUGGAUUAGAGAUGAAAUUACAGAUUGACACCGGCUCUCAAAAUAAUCUCAUUUCAUCUGCCUGUGUGGAUAAACUAGGGCUGAAGGAAUAUGUGAAAACAGACAGGAAUGAAAUGCAAAAAAUGGGAAUGCCCUUUCUGUCAAAGGUUAUUGGCCAAAUGGACAACAUUGCAAUUUCUGUAGGGCAACUGAAUAUUAAGUGUUCAGCAGUUGUUGUGGAUGAUGAUAAGAAAAUUCUAUCUAUUGGAUUGCAGACACUGAGAUCUUUGAAGUGCAUAAUAGACAUGGAAAAACAAUAUUUAAUUCUUGGAGAGAAGGAGAAAGAGGAGAUUCCAUUUCUGAAUGCUGAGGGCUGUUUGAAUGAAGAUGGGUAAGUGCCAUGAAAGUAAUUUAGCUACAUUUAGUCUAGAUUGUUUAAAUGUAAAACCUUUUGCUGAACGUAUUCUAUAUUUAUAUGAAGGAUAAAUGUAUUUCUAGGAUCAGAUAUUUGGAAGACUUUUUGCUAGAUGAAGAGGAUGUGAAUUAAUUAAAUAAUCCAAA
Molecule: messenger RNA, 1035 nt
Organism: Hypanus sabinus (Atlantic stingray)
Lineage: Eukaryota; Metazoa; Chordata; Chondrichthyes; Myliobatiformes; Dasyatidae
Product: nuclear receptor-interacting protein 3-like
Exons: 6
Coding region: 138-869 (243 amino acids)
Biological process (GO): proteolysis
Molecular function (GO): aspartic-type endopeptidase activity
Source: RefSeq, a predicted model, not a curated record